GUGCCAAUGGUGGUCAGUAAUGGUUAGUCAUAACCUACAACUGUAAGAAGCUUUUUUUUUUUUUUUUUUUUUUUAAGUUCUGUGGCGGCUCCAGUUCAUCAGAAAUGGACGCUCCCCUGCUAUGUGAUGUCGUUAAAGGCUCCGUCGAUUACAGCGGCCGGCCUGCAAUUAGGUCGGAAACUGGCAGGUGGAGAUCUGCUAUCUUCAUCAUUGGAGUAGAGAUCGCAGAGAGGUUUUCAUAUAAUGGGAUUAGCUCCAACCUGAUCACCUACCUCACGGGGCCUCUUCAGCAGUCGAUGGUGACAGCCGCCGUGAACGUGAACACAUGGACGGGGAUUUCUUACAUGCUGCCUCUCUUCGGAGCUUUCGUCGCCGAUGCUUAUCUUGGGAGAUAUCGCACUAUCCUCUUAGCUACUCUCCUCUAUGUUUUGGGAUUGGGAUUUUUAACACUAUCAGCGGUUCUUCCUUUCAGUCCACCUAGUUGCCACAACAGCAUUAACAUAAUAUCUUGUCAUCCACCUCAAUUCCAAAUCAUCUUCUUCUUCUGCUCUCUAUAUUUGGUGGCACUUGCUCAAGGUGGGCACAAGCCAUGCGCACAAGCUUUUGGUGCUGAUCAAUUUGAAGUUACAGAUCCACAGGAAUGCAAGUCCAAGAGUUCUUUCUUCAACUGGUGGUAUUUUGGAAUUUGUGCAGGAGCUUUUUGCACUCACUCAGUCUUAACCUACAUUCAGGAUAACCUGAAUUGGGGUCUUGGAUUUGGGAUUCCAUGUGCUUGUAUGGUAGUUGCACUUACUAUUUUCUUGCUUGGAACCAAGACUUAUCGCCACAGUUUCAACGACGAUAAAGAUAACCAAUUUCAAAGAAUUGCAUUAGUGUUUGUUGCAGCAGUAAGGAAUUGGAGAGCCACUCCUUCAACAGCCACUGAUGAGGAAGAAGGGGAGAGUACUCUUCUCCUAAAUGGUACUAACCAAUUCAGGUAUGUGAUGGAAGCACCAGCUACUAUAUCAGAAGAUUCCAAGGAAGGUUGGCUAGUGUCCAGUGUUAGUCAGGAGGAAGAUGCAAAGGCAAUACUAAAGUUGUUUCCUAUUUGGGCUACAUGUAUACUAUAUACAAUUGUGGAUGCACAAUACUAUACUUUCUUCACCAAACAAGGAGCCACAAUGGACAGAACAAUAGGGUCAUCAGGGUUCAAGAUACCACCUGCCUCCCUUCAAACCUUCAUUAGCAUCUCCAUCAUUCUUUUCAUGCCUAUCUAUGAUCGUAUCCUUAUUCCGAUUGCUCGAGUUUUUACCAAUAUACACUCUGGGAUUACUACCCUUCAAAGGAUAGGCACUGGAAUAGUUUUAUCUAUGAUCUCCAUGGUACUAGCAGCACUAGUUGAGAGGCAAAGGCUUCAAAUUGCCAUUGAUUACAAGAUAGUUGAUAUACCAGAAGCUACAGUUCCUAUGAGUUUUUGGUGGCUAGUUCCUCAAUAUAUCUUUCUAGGAAUUGCUGAAGCUCUUGCCAUGGUUGGUCUUCAAGAAUUUUUCUAUGACCAAAUGCCAAAUGGAUUGAAAAGUAUGGGUCUUGCAUUUUACCUUAGCAUCUUUGGUGUAGGAAGCUUUCUAAGUAGCUUUCUUAUCUCUGGCAUUGAGAAGGUAACUGGUGGGGACGGCCAUGAUAGUUGGUUCUCAAACAAUAUUAAUAGAGCUCACCUGGAUUACUUCUACUGGCUUCUUACUGGUCUAAGUGUCGUAGAAUUGGCUGUUUAUUUGUAUUUUGCCAAAUCUUAUACCUACAGAAGGGCAGAUGUAUAAUCAAAGCCUUUGAUAGGGUAUUGUACAGUUGAUCUUAGUAGUAUUACAUUGUACAUUUAUGCUACUAUAAUUGUAAGAAAGCAUAGCGAUACACAGCUUUUCUUCUUCUA
Macadamia integrifolia is the source of this 1906-nucleotide messenger RNA. Its product is annotated as protein NRT1/ PTR FAMILY 5.10-like. Lineage: Eukaryota; Viridiplantae; Streptophyta; Magnoliopsida; Proteales; Proteaceae. Gene Ontology annotation, molecular function: tripeptide transmembrane transporter activity; dipeptide transmembrane transporter activity. The record is from RefSeq and is a predicted model, not a curated record. The transcript is spliced from 4 exons. Gene Ontology annotation, cellular component: membrane. Bases 105 to 1796 code for a protein of 563 amino acids. Gene Ontology annotation, biological process: transmembrane transport; dipeptide transport.